This is a messenger RNA of Stomoxys calcitrans (stable fly), 1673 nucleotides long. RefSeq names its product membrane-bound alkaline phosphatase. The coding region runs from base 1 to 1605 and encodes 534 amino acids. Gene Ontology annotation, biological process: dephosphorylation. The record is from RefSeq and is a predicted model, not a curated record. The transcript is spliced from 2 exons. NCBI's taxonomy places the organism in Eukaryota, Metazoa, Arthropoda, Insecta, Diptera, Muscidae. Gene Ontology annotation, molecular function: alkaline phosphatase activity.
AUGAAGUUGCUCUUGCUUUUUGCCACAAUCGUGGUCCUCGCUAACAGUUUGCAUGUCAAAGAGAGUGCAGUGCAUUCCAGUUUUGAUUUUGAUCCACAUCUUGCGAGAAGCAAAGUAAAUGGUCCUUCCAGCAGAAUAGUUUUUCCAUCACCUCCCGCCGGAGAAGCCAACAAAGAAUUCUGGAUAAAUCGAGCACAACAGGAAUUAAAAGAGCGCCUUCAGAAACCUUUAAAUUUGAAUCAAGCCAAAAACGUGAUAUUGUUUAUGGGCGAUGGCAUGUCCUUGACAACGGUAGCGGCAUCUCGCAUACGCAAGGGUCAGCUGAAGGGCAAUACUGGCGAUGAGGAACUUUUGAGUUUCGAGAAAUUCCCGUAUACUGGAUUAAGUAAGACCUAUUGCUCCAAUGCCCAAGUAGCGGAUUCUGCCUGCUCCGCCACCGCUUACCUUUGUGGUGUCAAAGCCAAUAUUGUUACCAUUGGUGUAAGUGCCAAGGUCAAUUACAACAAUUGCACCGAGAGUAUGGAUAAGGCCAAUCAUGUAUCAUCCAUAGCUGCUUGGGCACAGAAGGCAGGUAAAGCGACGGGAUUCAUUACCACCACAAGCCUGACACAUGCCAGUCCUGCGGGUAGUUACGCCCAUGUGGCUAGUCGUUUCUGGGAAAGCGAUGCCGAUAUCACCACCUGGGCAGGCCUGACUGAUACAUCGGGCUGCAUGGACAUCGCUCAACAACUAAUCACCCAGGAACCUGGCAAAAACUUUAACGUUAUUAUGGGAGGUGGUAUGGGAAAAUUUCUACCAAACUCUGUCCAGGAUUCACAUGGUAAAAAUGGAGAGAGGGCCGACGGCAAGAAUUUGCUUUCCACCUGGCAAUAUAUGCAUAAGAAAGGUGCUGUUGUAACAGAUCGUGCUGGUUUAUUAGCUGCAAAUCUCACGAAAGUGGACAAUAUUUUGGGCAUCUUCCAAUCAGGGAUAAUGGACUAUCAUGCCUUGGCCAAUAAUACAAAACAACCAACAUUGGAGGAAAUGACAGAGGUGGCCAUCAAGUUUCUGAGUAAAAACAAUAAAGGCUAUUUCAUUUUCAUUGAGGGUGGACUCAUAGACUAUGGAAAUCAUGGCAAUGCCCCUGGCAUAGCUAUCGACGAGACAUUGGAACUCGAAAAGGCUGUACAAAAAGCCCGUGACAUGACUAACCCCGACGAAACCCUCAUUGUGGUCACCUCUGAUCAUGGCCAUCCACUCAGCAUGUCGGGCUAUUCUGGCAGAGGAAAUGAUAUUAUGGGCCUUAGCGACCUAAUGCCCGACAACAAUGGCCAACGCUAUACCACUUUGAACUAUGCAACGGGAACCGAACAAUAUUUGGAUGAACAGGGAAAACGCAUCGACUUGACUGGAAUUUUAGGAGGCCACAACAUCAUGGGCCAAUAUCCCAGUUAUAUUGAAGUCGACUACGGCGUUCAUGGCGGCGACGACGUGGGAGUCUUUGCCUCUGGUCCAUAUGAGCAUUUAUUCCGUUCUUCUCUUGAGCAACAUACACUGCCACAUUUGAUGGCCUACGCUGCAUGCAUAGGGGAUGGACCCACCAUGUGCGAUAAGAAAACACCAUAGGAUUUAGGCUAAGUUAAAAUAAAUGACAAAACAAAAUCAUAAAAAGACAAGUAAAAAGACAUUAAGUG